AUGUUGGCUUCUUUCUUGCAGAAGGAGGUGUGCCGUGUGCGAGUUCAAUCAUGGCUCAACAUGCUUGCGUACCUGGUGAAUCUUGGUAUCACCUACGGCUCCUUGACUGGGGCCUUUGGCGCCACCAACGAAGAGUUGAGCGAGAAGUAUCAGAUCCUGGUCACACCAGCUGGAUAUGCCUUUGCCAUUUGGGGAGCCAUCUUCACUUGGGAAGGCAUCUUUGCUGUGGCACAGAUGUUUCCCUCUCUCAGCACCAGCCCAGUGGUUGACACCGUCACACCUUGGUGGAUAUAUGCCUGCUGCUGCCAGGUGGCAUGGACGCUUUUCUUUGCUCAGGACCUGAUUCCCGGAUCCCUGGUGUGCAUGUUGGGAAUCCUUCUCGGUUUGGUCAUGGCCAUUCUGCGCACAGACUUCCUACCCGAGAUCUCCCUGAAGGAGUACUUCUUGCUGAGGGCACCUUUUUCAUUGCACUGUGGAUGGAUCAUCGCCGCGAGUGUCUUGAAUAUCAACGUCCUUGCAGACUACUACAUGUCAUCGCAAGAGACAAUGCUGAUGUUAGCCAUGGUUUGUCUCGCCGGCAUCGCCGUGAUCGUGGCCUUGUUCACAUUUGCAGCUCCCAGGGCCGACCCUUUGAUUGGUUUAGUGGCCGCUUGGGCCCUACUUGGCAUCUAUGUGGAACUGGAGAACCCUGAGAACUUGCUGAACAUGAACAAGUUCAAUUACAUUGCUUGGCCUCAGCUUGUGAUCGAAUCAGUUCGACGAACCGCCUUGGUGCUGAGUAUUGCUAGUGCAUGUGCUGCUUCGAUUGCUAUUUUUCGCAGUGGAUGGCAAAGGAUGCGUGCGUCUGACAAGUCUUUGACCAGUGACGAUGCCACCGCUGUGAUUUGACCCGCAUCGCAGGUGCAAAGUAAGUCAUCCGCAGCCCAAUUCAUUGUACAGUGCAAACGCCUAAAGCUGAGCUGCUUCAAAUCAGAUGCGCCGGCUAGUACUGCAACUACUUCUGCUACCACUUGAUGGAAACAAGAUUCCAUUGAUGAGUGGUGCUUUUGCCAAGGGGAGCCAGGGGAAAACCUGUCAGCUGCCCUAGAUUUUCUGCUUUUGCCGCUGUUACAGAGGGGAGGUGGAUGAUGGAUGAAGCAAAAAGAGGCUGG
This is a messenger RNA of Cladocopium goreaui, 1151 nucleotides long. Lineage: Eukaryota; Dinophyceae; Suessiales; Symbiodiniaceae. The record is from the annotation of a GenBank genome assembly.